ACGCACCUCAAAGAAGUCGUGCUCCCGUGGGAAGCGCACCGGGCGCGGCGCGAAGCGGAAGGGCGCGGUCCUGGCCGCGGGGUCCCGCUCCACGGGUAGAGGUUCGGCCGACCCGGGUGCCCCCGCCAGGCGUGCGUGCAGCGCGGGUGGCAGCUGCAUCGCCCUGAGCGCCAGCGGCGCCACGGCCUGUCGGCCACCGUCCGCGAGCCGGCCGGGGCGGGGCCGGACGUGACGUAGAGCUCCACUUCCGCCGCCGGGGCUGCCCUGCGGGCUUGACGGGCUUGGCGGGCUCGGGCCGGGCGCGCCCCUGCGACCAGUCCGCAGACUGCAGCCCGAGUGGUCUUUGGGAAAUUCGCGAUUUGUUGUGCCGGUCCCGCGGCCCCACGGCAGCUCACACUCAAUCACCGGGGUCUGUGGGUUCGUUGGUGGCGACCAGUAAGGUGAAGCACAAGGGAGCAUUAAAAAGAUCAGCCGAGCUGGGGAGGUGCUACCUGCAGAUGUCAAGGUUCACGAAGAUAGUUUCUAAAUAAGCAUUUACUUAAAUGAUCUUUCUUCUGAAGAGCCCUGUCCACCCACUUGUGACUGGUGGAGAGAUGGCAAAUGCAGUGUCCAUGCCGCCUAGGUGGCCAAAGUGGUCCUCAGUCCAGCUGUUAGAGAACACCCCGCGGUCCUUGGAAACCUCGUAGAAUGAGAACACAGAGCCGAAAUCAUGAGUGAAUUUCGAAUUCACCACGACGUCAAUGAGCUGCUCAGCCUGCUGCGCGUGCACGGAGGGGACGGGGCCGAGGUCUACAUCGACCUGCUGCAGAAGAAUAGGACCCCGUAUGUCACAACCACUGUGUCUGCACACAGCGCCAAAGUUAAAAUAGCAGAAUUUUCUCGUACUCCUGAGGACUUUCUGAAGAAAUAUGAUGAGCUGAAAUCUAAGAACACGAGGAACCUUGACCCCCUGGUGUACCUGCUGUCGAAGCUCACAGAGGACAGGGAGACCCUGCAGUAUUUACAGCAGAACGCCAAGGAGAGAGCGGAGCUCGUGGCUGGCGCCCCCGCCGCAGCCUCCAGGAUCUCCGUGCAGGAGCUGGAGGAGCUGAGGAAGCAGCUGGGCAGCGUGGCCACGGGCCCCACGUGGCAGCAGUCUUUGGAACUCACGAGAAAGAUGCUUCGAGACAAGCAGAACAAGAAAAACUUGGGCCAGCGCCUCCCUGUCUUCCCAGCGUGGGUGUACGAGAGGCCCAUGCUGCUCGGGGACUUCCUGACGGGCUCAGGCACGAGCAUGGACACGGCUGUGCCCAUCGGCACACUGCCCCUGGCCGCCCAGGAGGCGGCCGUCGUGGAGGACCUGCUGUACGUGCUGGUGGGUGUGGACGGCAGGUACGUCACCGCCCAGCCCCUCACGGGGAGGCAGAGCCGCACCUUCCUCGUGGACCCCAGCCUGGACCUGUCCAUCCGGGAGCUGGUGAGCAGGGUCCUCCCGGCAGCCUCCAGCUACUCCACCGUGACCAGGUUCGUCGAGGAAAAGUCCUCCUUCGAGUACGGGCAGGUGAACCACGCCUUGGCGGCCGCCAUGAGAACACUGGUAAAAGAGUACCUGAUCCUGGUCACGCAGCUGGAGCAGCUGCAGAGGCAGGGCCUCCUGUCCCUGCAGAAGCUCUGGUUCCACAUCCAGCCGGCCAUGCGUACCGUGGACAUCCUGGCUUCCCUGGCCACCUCGGUGGACAAAGGCGAGUGUGUCGGGGGGUCGACCCUGAGCCUCCUGCACGACCGGAGCUUCAGCUACACGGGCGACAGCCAGGCACAGGAGCUGUGUCUGUACCUCACCACGGCCGCCAGCGUGCCCUACUUCGAGAUCCUGGAGAAGUGGAUCUACAGGGGCAUCAUCGACGACCCAUACAGCGAGUUCAUGGUGGAGGAGCGAGAGCUGCGCAAGGAGAAGAUCCAGGAGGACUACAACGACAGGUACUGGGAGCAGCGCUACACCGUGGUGCAGCGGCAGAUCCCGUCCUUCCUGCAGAAGAUGGCGGGCAAGGUGCUCAGCACAGGAAAAUAUCUGAAUGUGGUCAGAGAGUGUGGCCGUGACGUCACCUGCCCUGUGGCCAAAGAGGUGAUCUACACGCUGAAGGAGCGCGCGUACGUGGAGCAGAUCGAGAAGGCCUUCAGCUACGCCAGCAAGGUGCUGCUGGACUUCCUCACGGAGGAGAAGGAGCUCGUGGCCCGGCUGAGGUCCAUCAAGCGCUACUUCCUGAUGGACCAGGGCGACUUUUUCGUGCACUUCAUGGACCUCACGGAGGAGGAGCUGAAGAAGCCGGUGGACGACAUCACGCCCACCCGUCUGGAGGCGCUGCUGGAGCUGGCCCUGCGCAUGAGCACCGCCAACACCGACCCCUUCAAAGAUGACCUCAAGAUCGACCUGAUGCCUCACGACCUCAUCACCCAGCUUCUGCGUGUCCUCGCCAUCGAGACCAAGCAGGAGAAGGCGAUGGUCCACGCUGACCCCACCGAACUCACGCUGAGCGGCCUGGAGGCCUUCUCCUUCGACUACGUGGUGAAGUGGCCCCUGUCUCUGAUCAUUAACAGGAAAGCCCUGACCCGCUAUCAGAUGCUCUUCAGACACAUGUUCUACUGCAAGCACGUGGAACGGCAGCUCUGCAACGUUUGGAUCAGCAACAAGACUGCCAAGCAGUACUCCCUGCACUCGGCCAAGUGGUUCGCGGGCGCUUUCACCCUGCGGCAGCGGAUGCUCAACUUCGUCCAGAACAUCCAGUACUACAUGAUGUUUGAGGUGCUGGAGCCGACCUGGCACGUCCUGGAGAAGAGCCUGAGAUCUGCCUCCAACAUCGAUGACGUGCUGGGACACCACACCAGCUUCCUGGACAGCUGCCUGAAGGACUGCAUGCUGACCAACCCCGAACUGCUGCGUGUCUUCUCCAAGCUCAUGUCCGUGUGCGUCAUGUUCACCAACUGCAUGCAGAGAUUCACGCAGAGCAUGAAACUGGAUAGCGAGCUGGGCCACCUGACACUGGAGCACGGCACGAUGCGGGGGCCGCCCACGGAGGCCGAGCGGGCUGAGGAGCGUGCCCGCAAGGAGCUUGCCCGCAAGUGCCUGGCCGAGCAUGUGGACGCUCCGCAGCUGGCCUCCAGCUUCGAGGCCACCAUCAGUAAGUUCGAUAAGAAUUUCUCAGCCCACCUGCUCGACCUCCUGGCCCGGCUGAGCAUCUACAGCACCAGCGACUGCGAGCAUGGCAUGGCCAGCGUCAUCUCCAGGCUCGACUUCAACGGCUUCUACACUGAGCGGCUGGAGCGCCUGUCUGCAGAGAGGAGCCAGAAGGCGGCCCCCCCAGUGCCCAACCCGCGGGGGCCCCCAGCUCCAGCGCCCAGGGUCGCUGUCACUGCGCAGUGA
Molecule: messenger RNA, 3397 nt
Organism: Delphinapterus leucas (beluga whale)
Lineage: Eukaryota; Metazoa; Chordata; Mammalia; Artiodactyla; Monodontidae
Source: RefSeq, a predicted model, not a curated record